AUGCUCGCGGUCGUCCUGUGCGCGGCGUCCGCGCUCGCGUCGAGCGCGAACGGUGAAGGCGUGAAAAGUUUCGUUGAUUCGCUCGGAUCGCCCGCGCACGGACGAAAACUCCUCGCGGGAUCGACGUACGCGCGAGGCGAUCGCGUGACGCUGUACGCGAAUAAGGUUGGACCGUUUCAUAACCCGACCGAGACGUAUCGGUAUUAUGAUUUUCCAUUUUGUCGCACGCCAGAGGGCGUGAAGCGCAAAUCGGAGGAUUUGGGCGAGGUUUUGAUGGGCGAUCGACUCGCUCGAUCGCCGUACGAGAUUGAUUUCGGCGUUGAUAAGGAGAACGCGGACCUGUGCGCGCAGUUCUUGGAGCGAAAGGAGGUGGAAAAGUUUCGGCGGGUUGUUAAGAAUGAUUACUACUUUCAAAUGUUGUUUGACGAUUUGCCGAUUUGGGGAUUCAUCGGCAAGGUGGAGAAGAUCAUGCACGCCGGGGGGGCGGCUGAGAACAAGUAUUUUUUGUUCACACACGUGCACUUCGAGAUAUCGUACAACGACGAUCGCGUGAUUGAGAUCAACUUGAGCACGGAUCCGCUCAAAACGGUGGACAUCACGGCGGACGAGGCCAUGUCGGUGCGCUUUUCGUACAGCGUGCACUGGAAGAAGACGCGCGUGGAGUUCAAAGAUAGGAUGGACAAGUAUUCCCGCUACUCGUUCUUGCCCGAACACCUCGAGAUUCACUGGUUUAGCAUUGUGAACUCGUGCGUGACGGUUGUGUUGAUGAUGGGCUUCCUCGCGUCGAUUCUGUUGCGAGUGCUCAAGAAUGACUUCGUCAAGUUCGCCAAGGAUGAAGAAAUGCUCGAAUCACAAGAAGAGUCGGGGUGGAAGUACGUUCACGGCGACGUUUUCCGAUUCCCGCGAGGUCGAUCGCUGUUCGCCGCCAUCAUCGGCACGGGCGCGCAGCUCGCCUUUCUCGUCGGGUUCGUCUUCGUGCUCGCGCUCAUCGGGGCGUUUUAUCCGUACGACACGGGCUCCGUCAUCGCAACCUGCAUCAUAGGCUACGCGUUCACCGCGGGCAUCGCGGGGUACGUUUCGGCGAACACGUACAGGCAAAUGGGUGGGGAGAACUGGGUGCGAAACGUCCUGUUGACGUGCGUCUUGUUCUGCGGUCCUCUCGGAAUAGUCUUCUCCUUCCUGAAUACCGUCGCCAUCUUCUACCGAAGCACUGCCGCGCUGCCUUUCGGUACCAUCGUUAGUUUCAUUCUCCUCUGGGCCGUCGUCACCAUCCCUUCGACCAUCUUCGGGGGUAUCGCCGGGAAGAAUGCGCCGGCUGAUUUCAACGCGCCGGUGAGAACGACAAAGUAUCCUCGGGAGAUUCCGGUGCUUCCGUGGUAUCGCUCGACGAUUCCGCAGAUGUGCAUCGCGAGCUUCCUUCCCUUUUCCGCCAUCUACAUCGAGCUGUACUACAUCUUCGCCUCGGUCUGGGGACACAAGGUGUACACGAUUUACAGCGUGCUCUUCGUCGUCUUCGUCAUCCUCAUCCUCGUCACCGCCUUUAUGACCAUCUCCCUGACCUAUUUCCAGCUCGCCGCCGAGGAUCACGAGUGGUGGUGGCGCUCUCUCGUGUGUGGAGGAAGCACCGCGAUCGCCGUCUUCGGGUACUCCUUUUACUAUUUCCACGUGAGGAGCGACAUGACGGGAUUCAUGCAGAGCUCGUACUACUUCGGGUACAUGGGCAUCAUCUGCUACGGCUGGUUCCUUCUCCUCGGCACCGUCGGGCACAAGGCGAGUCUACUCUUCGUGCGCCACAUCUACAAAGCGGUCAAGUGCGAUUGA
Molecule: messenger RNA, 1821 nt
Organism: Ostreococcus tauri
Lineage: Eukaryota; Viridiplantae; Chlorophyta; Mamiellophyceae; Mamiellales; Bathycoccaceae
Product: Nonaspanin (TM9SF)
Exons: 2
Coding region: 1-1821 (606 amino acids)
Biological process (GO): protein localization to membrane
Cellular component (GO): membrane
Source: RefSeq, a predicted model, not a curated record